Phodopus roborovskii (desert hamster) is the source of this 3514-nucleotide messenger RNA. RefSeq names its product checkpoint with forkhead and ring finger domains (gene Chfr). Gene Ontology annotation, biological process: ubiquitin-dependent protein catabolic process; mitotic cell cycle checkpoint signaling; protein ubiquitination. Gene Ontology annotation, molecular function: protein binding; ubiquitin-protein transferase activity. The record is from RefSeq and is a predicted model, not a curated record. Gene Ontology annotation, cellular component: nucleus. The coding region runs from base 191 to 2182 and encodes 663 amino acids. The transcript has 18 exons. Lineage: Eukaryota; Metazoa; Chordata; Mammalia; Rodentia; Cricetidae.
GGCUGUUCCUGGCACCGCUCUAGCCAUCGCUCUCUGUGGGCACCGCCACCAGCCAAUUGCGGGGCGUACCGCCCUAAACCCUCCCCCUUGCCUCCCGUGGAUCAGCUGAGGGACCCGAGAUGUCUGUUGACAGCGGUGGUGGCUGUGUGGCCGGUUCCGGGAUCCGCGCAGGGCGGGGGAUGUGAGUCCCAUGGAGCUACCCGGGAAAGACGAGCAGCAGCCACCUCAGGAGCCCUGGGGGAGGCUCCUUCGUCUAGGCGCGGAGGAGGACGAACCGCAAAUCCUUCUGUGGAAACCCGAGUGGACCAUCGGAAGGAGGAGAGGUUGUGACCUCUCUUUCCCCAGCAAUAAAUUGGUCUCUGGAGAUCACUGUAAACUUAUAGUGGAUAAAAAAUCUGGUCAGGUGACACUGGAAGAUACCAGCACCAAUGGAACAGUAAUCAACAAGCUGCGAGUUGUUAAGAAGCAGACUUACCCUUUACAGAGUGGGGAUGUCAUCUAUUUGGUAUACAGGAAGAAUGAGCCAGAACACAAUGUGGCGUACCUCUAUGAAUCUUUAAAUGAAAAACAAAGCUUGCCUCAAGAAUCCCUCGAAGCCAAUAAAGAAAAUAUGUUCCAUGUGACCAAAGAUUCCUCAGGUCCAGGGCAGGGUGAUGACCUCCAGGUUCCACCGUUGUCACCCGUGGCUCAAACAUGCUUAGAGGAACCACAGCCAUCAACAUCGACAUCAGACCUCUUCCCCAUGGCCUCUACCUCUACUAUGGAGCCAGAGCUGACCUCUGCAGGGCAAAAGCAUUCCUCUAGCUCUGGACUUGGGAAUGCAGGCAUCUCCCCAAAAGAAUGUAGUUCACUUGUUGCAAAUGGUGAACUCUCUAGCCUUUCUUCAGUUCUCCAAGACAAAGAGGCAUCCUGUUUCCUUUUGGAAACCGAAGACCAUGAUGAAUUAGAGCCUGCCAAAAAAAGGAGGAAAAGAGAUGGGGAGCUUGCCUUGAACCUGCAGUUAUUGGUUGCAGACCAGCAUGGAAAUGCCCAAACCUCACAUGAGGAUGUCAGAGUUGACUCUGUGAAGCCAGACAAGAUGGAGGAGACACUAACCUGCAUCAUCUGUCAAGACCUUCUGCAUGACUGUGUGAGUUUGCAGCCUUGUAUGCACACAUUUUGUGCAGCUUGCUACUCUGGCUGGAUGGAGCGUUCGUCUCUGUGCCCUACAUGCCGAUGUCCAGUGGAGCGGAUCUGCAAAAACCACAUCCUGAAUAACCUCGUGGAAGCGUACCUUAUCCAGCAUCCAGAUAAGUGUCGCAGUGAAGAAGAUGUGAGAAGUAUGGAUGCAAGGAAUAAAAUAACUCAAGACAUGCUGCAACCCAAAGUCAGGAGGUCUUUUUCUGAUGAAGAGGGGAGUUCAGAAGACCUGCUAGAGCUGUCAGAUGUUGAUAGUGAAUCCUCAGACAUCAGUCAGCCAUAUAUUGUAUGCAGACAGUGUCCUGAAUACAGAAGGCAAGCAGUGCAGUCUCUUCCUUGCCCAGUACCAGAUAGAGAGCUGGGAGCUACACAGGCCCUUGGUGGGGAAGCACCAUCAACAUCUGCCAGCUUGCUAACAACCCAGGAUUAUAUGUGCCCUCUUCAAGGAAGCCAUGCCAUAUGUACCUGCUGCUUCCAGCCUAUGCCUGACCGGAGAGCUGAGCGUGAACAGGAUUCCCGUGUUGCCCCUCAGCAGUGUGCUGUGUGCCUGCAGCCCUUCUGCCAUUUGUAUUGGGGCUGCACCCGGACUGGCUGCUUUGGCUGCUUGGCUCCAUUCUGUGAGCUCAACCUGGGGGACAAGUGCUUGGAUGGAGUGCUGAACAAUAACAACUAUGAGUCAGACAUCCUGAAGAAUUACCUGGCAACUAGGGGUCUGACAUGGAAAAACAUGUUGGCAGAGAGUCUCUUGGCUCUACAGCGGGGUAUAUUUCUACUGUCUGAUUACAGAAUCACUGGAAAUACUGUGUUGUGUUACUGCUGUGGUCUUCGUAGCUUCCGAGAGCUGACAUACCAGUAUCGGCAGAACAUUCCUGCUUCUGAGUUGCCAGUGACUGUAACAUCCCGUCCUGAUUGCUAUUGGGGCCGUAACUGUCGCACUCAGGUGAAGGCUCACCAUGCAAUGAAAUUCAAUCACAUCUGUGAACAGACAAGGUUCAAGAACUGAGUGUUGGAGGAUACACAUAACAGUUACAGAGCAUAGGAAGCAAUGACACUAUGUUUUUUUGUUUGCUUGUUUUUGUUUUUUUGGUUUUUCGAGACAGGGUUUCUCUGUAUUGAUUUGGAAGUUGUCUUGGAACUAGCUCUGUAGACCAGGCUGGCCUCGAACUCACAGAGAUCCACUUGCCUCUGCCUCCCAGAGGCUGGGAUUAAAGGUGUGAGGCACCAACACCCGGCAAGACACUAUGUUUUUAACAAAAUCAUAUACAAAUACUUAAGGGCAUUUUUAGAGUUCUCCUUUUAUAGUCUAGCACUGGGGGUUUCUGGUCAGGCACUCCCUUUGUGGAGCUUUAACUUCAAACACACAUACACCAUGUGUCCCAGUAACCUAGAAGGCCUAUACAUACACACCCACACCGUUUGUCCCAGUAACCUGGGAGGCUUACUGGCCACACUGGCCUCCUAGUCAGUGCGGGAAGAUCAACAGUAAGAUCUCUCUCCCACUGGACAGCUCUUCCCUUGUGUGUGGUGAGGCAGUGAUAGUGCAGGUUUAUACUUUUGUAUCUUUUAUACCUUGUACCUUGACUACAGUUAAAAUGGAAACAUUUCAUGGGAAAAAAGCGUCAGAUAUGUAAGGAGCAUUCUAUGUAAGGAAAGGAAGUGUAAGUUUACAGCCUCCAGGGAUGUACAGGAUAUUCUUACAUCUGGAAAGCCACAGCCUUUUGUAUAUUUUUUAUUUUAAUAGGUUUGGUGCUUAUCUUUUAAUAAGAUUAAAAUAUUAAAAACUGUAGCACAAAUAUUAUAACUUAUAAUUUAUAAAUUGACUGAAAUGAAUUGGGAGUCUGAUAUUUGAAAGAAGAAGCAUAUGUUCCUGUAUUUAAAAAAAAAAAUUAAAUGUCCAAAACUGCUAAUCCUGAGGAGGAUAUCUUGAGUAUCCAGGUUCUUGACAAGAGGCUAGCCAAUGCCUCUUAUGUGGCAGUUUACAGCCUCUGCUGUUAGCCCUCCAAUACCUGAGAGCAGCCCCCUGCUGAAACUCCAGAUGUCUCCAGACUGAUAGGGCUUCUGCUUUCUAAGCCCUGUGCUGGUAUAUUAGAUUUGUUAUGUCAUCUGGAAUAAUACUUGAAAUUUUGUUUUUUGGAUUUUUUUAAGCUUUUUUUUUAUCUUUUAUUGAAAUUGCCUGUUAUCUUUGUUUGCAAACUGCUAACUUUUUGCUUCUCAGGAAUACACUUUUCAACUGUUGUCUUGCUCUUGAUACAGACUGAGAGGCAGCACUCUGUAUUUGUGGGAGGUUCUUUUAUUUUAUUUUAUUUUUGAUCCUAAUAAAUGAGCUGUGUUUGUU